AUGGUUAAGCAGAUCAACAUUUUAUCUCAUCCUGUCGUCAACACACAGCUUGCACAGCUUAGGCAAAGUACGACGAACCCGAAAGAUUUCCGCGAGGGCAUACACAAUAUUAGUCUUAUUCUAGGUAUCGAGGCCACGCGCGAUCUUGAACAGGAGACAUUCCAGGGACAAACGCCGAUCGGACCUUUCACCGGCUCAGUCAUCAAACCUCGCGUCGGGCUGGCGCCCAUCCUGCGUGCCGGUAUCGGGAUGACAGAUGCCUUUCUGACGCUCUUUCCGUCCGCUCCCGUGUACCAUCUUGGCCUUUACCGGGAGAAAGUAAGCCUGCAACCGGUUGAGUAUUACUCGAAGCUACCUUCAGAACCCCCGAUCGACACUUGCUUCUUGUUGGACCCGCUUGUCGCGACCGGAGGCACGGCCCGGGCUGCACUUGCUAUGAUCACUGACUGGGGUAUUCCAGUUUCGAAAAUCAAGCUGCUGGUUGUGCUGGCAUCCGAGGAAGGGCUUCGGCAGGUGCAGGCUAAUUACCCGGAUUUAGAGAUUUGGGUGGCGGCAGUGGAUCCACAUUUGACGGAGAAGGGCCUCAUUUCGCCUGGCCUCGGCGAUACUGGUGACCGUUUGUACAACACCGUUACAAAGUGAAUAUGAGGAGGUCAGGAUGGUCACAGUUGUAUGGUGUGGGUUGUUCGUCAUUUUGAGAUGGUCGCUGGUAUGAGCAAAGCGUAACAAGGAGCUGGGUAGGUGUCAUAAUGAAGCGGGCAAGUGUGUGAUGUUGUGUACAAAAUUGUCAAUUCUCC
Messenger RNA from Coniophora puteana RWD-64-598 SS2, 797 nucleotides. RefSeq names its product armadillo beta-catenin plakoglobin. Lineage: Eukaryota; Fungi; Basidiomycota; Agaricomycetes; Boletales; Coniophoraceae. Bases 1 to 642 code for a protein of 213 amino acids. The transcript is spliced from 8 exons. The record is from RefSeq and is a predicted model, not a curated record.